AUGGACCACAGUCGAGACCCCUGCCCCUGGGUUGCCCUCAGCGAUUUCGGUGGCGCAUUUUGCAUGGGCGCUAUCGGCGGCGCGGUAUGGCACGGCGUGAAGGGUUUCCGGAACUCGCCUUAUGGCGAACGGCGCAUCGGUGCCAUCACGGCGAUCAAGGCGCGAGCACCUGUGCUAGGAGGGAACUUUGGAGUAUGGGGAGGACUGUUUUCAACCUUUGAUUGCGCUGUGAAGGGUAUAAGGAAGAAAGAAGACCCCUGGAAUGCGAUCAUUGGGGGAUUCUUCACAGGUGGAGCCCUCGCAGUUCGAGGCGGCGCUCGCGCAAUGCGCAACAACGCAAUCGGCUGCGCCGUUCUCCUCGCAGUCAUCGAAGGUGUCGGAAUCGGCUUCUCACGAAUGAUGGCAGAAAACACACGUCUCGAAGCUCCCCCUCCCCCUCCACAGCAAGCG
Lindgomyces ingoldianus is the source of this 450-nucleotide messenger RNA. Its product is annotated as mitochondrial import inner membrane translocase subunit TIM17. NCBI's taxonomy places the organism in Eukaryota, Fungi, Ascomycota, Dothideomycetes, Pleosporales, Lindgomycetaceae. The annotation marks the transcript as partial. The transcript is spliced from 4 exons. Gene Ontology annotation, molecular function: transmembrane protein transporter activity. The record is from RefSeq and is a predicted model, not a curated record. Gene Ontology annotation, biological process: protein import into mitochondrial matrix. Gene Ontology annotation, cellular component: mitochondrial inner membrane; TIM23 mitochondrial import inner membrane translocase complex.